CCAGAGGGGCCGCUGGAUAUAAUCCCGAUAUCAUACCACCACGCCGCACCUCCCGCAUAUACACCAUGGCAGACACAACGACAGGGCCGUUGUCGACAGAGAUGGCCUUCACUGUCGAGCAGCGCCACAUUCUCGCGACCCUGGAGCGGGCCGGGGGGGCUUUGUCCCUGGUCGGGGUUGUGCUGAUCUUCAUCACCUUUUACUGGUCGAAGCGCAUACGGACGAUCCCCAACCACUUUAUCCUGUUCGCCUCCAUCGCCAACAUCGGCGCCAGCGUUGCCAGCAUCAUCGCCCUGGACGGCAUCGAGCAAGGCGAGGACUCGGGCCUCUGCCAAACACAGGCGUUUCUUUUCGAGAUGUUUAUGCAGGCCGACCCCUGGUGGUCUGCUGCCAUGGCCAUCAACGUCUACAUGGUGUUUUUCAGAGGCCACAACCCGUCGAGCUUUCGGCGCCAACUCUGGGUCUACAACGCCCUCUGCUUCGGAGUGCCAGCCGUUCCCGCAUUCAUCUGCCUUCUGGUCCGGCCCAACGGAAGACCCAUGUACGGCGAUUCAAUUCUCUGGUGCUGGAUCAACCACGAAUGGAGCUCCCUGCGAAUCUACACAUACUACCUGCCAAUAUGGCUCUGCAUCGCUCUGUCGGCUGUGAUAUAUUUUGCCGUCGGCUACCAGGUGUUUCACCAGCGCAACCAGCUGCGGAACUUGACACUCAGCAACCAGGCCAAGGAGGGCUCCGCGUCCGAUGUCCGCGACUCGGCUGAGAAGAACCUCACAAGCAACGGUAGUUACUGGGGCACCGUUACCACCGAGGUCCAAGUCACGACGAGCAGCAAGGAUCCAUGCUGCGACGGCCAUCCCGGAGACGUCGAAUCGCCGCCGCCAACCCCUCCGGGCGGCGCAGCGCCGUCCGACCCCCGCUACCACACGUGGGGUAAUGCGCACAUGGGUCCUCUAUAUGACGAAGAGAGAGGCGAGCCAUCUUCGCCAGCUGCAGAGCCCUGCGGCGGCUCUUCGGCCAAGCCAAUGAGCCCAUACAUACCCGCCUUCCCAUACCCGCCGUCGGACCGGUGCUUGAGGAGGGAUUCGGACGGCGAAGGCGCCGCCCCGACGCGUCACCUGCCAAUGUCGCCGCCGCCGCCUCCAAACUUCCACAGCACCUCGGUCGUCUCCUCGGGCUGCGGCGUGCGCAAGAAGAAGGAGGACGAGCCCGCGUCGGCGGCGGCGCUGCGGCGGUUCUGGGCCCCGGGCCGGCACAUCAAGGCCAAGCUGCGGCACUUGGACCCGGUCAAGCUGGCGUACCUGCGCACGUCCUUCGUGUUCGCCAUCUCGGUGCUCGUGACGUGGACGCCCAGCAGCAUCAACCGGGUCUACAACCUCAUCUACCCGGACAAGGUCAGCUACCCGCUCAACCUAGCGAGCGCUGCCGUGCUGCCGCUCCAGGGCGUCUGGAACGCCGUCAUCUACUUCUCGACCAGCUGGAAGGUCCUGCGUCAGGAGUGGGAGGACCUGUGCCGCCACACGCCGUGGCUCCGCCGCCUCGUCGCGUCCGUGAGCGGCUGGUUCCGCAAGGGAAAUCGGGCGAGCGGCGGGGGUGGUGUCGUCGGGGCCGCCGCGCUUGCGAUACCGGGCACCACCGCGGGAGGCCCGCCCAGGAGCCCGCUCGACGGGCCCUGCCACCUUGACCGCUACGACCUGGGAGGCCCCGGAGGCGGCGUCCCUCUGAGCCCGCUGGGCCGGGUCGCGUCGAGGCAGCCGAGCAACGUCGACGUCGACCUGAGCCCGCGCUCCUCCAACCGGACCAACAACGUCCGGGUGCAGCGCGGCGGGGAUCUAGACCUCAGCAGCUUCUAGGGAUCUGCCGAGGGUGUUUUUUUUGAGGGGGGGUUUCGUUUCAUUUGAUGCCUCUCCGGAGUGUCUGUUACUUUCUUGUGCGAUGAAAUCCGCCAUGCUUGCACAUACCCCAUUACACCGAUUCGCCCCGAGUGUCUGCCGUAUAUCCUUGUUUCUGCUUGCUUGAUGGAUCGAUGGGCUUCACGACAUAUUCUCUCGGUGGAAGCUGUCGCAGGCG
This is a messenger RNA of Gaeumannomyces tritici R3-111a-1, 2067 nucleotides long. RefSeq names its product G-protein coupled receptor. Gene Ontology annotation, cellular component: plasma membrane. The coding region runs from base 66 to 1850 and encodes 594 amino acids. Gene Ontology annotation, molecular function: G protein-coupled receptor activity. The transcript has 4 exons. The record is from RefSeq and is a predicted model, not a curated record. Lineage: Eukaryota; Fungi; Ascomycota; Sordariomycetes; Magnaporthales; Magnaporthaceae. Gene Ontology annotation, biological process: adenylate cyclase-activating G protein-coupled receptor signaling pathway; cell surface receptor signaling pathway.